AUGCGUGUUGAAGUCUUCCUUCAGUCGGCUGCCAUUAAGAUUCUGCGGCAAAAACUUUCUCAAGCUUCCUUCUCUGCUGGUUUUCCUUUCCGCUUCAAAAUGGCUGAAGUGUUUCUUUCUUCUACUUUCUACCUGGUGUUACUUGCUGCUCUCGCCCUCUGCGCUCUCUUUGUACGACUGAUAGCAACAACAUCCGAACCAGAACCCAAGCCCGAUACGGAGACACCACCCAAACAGGGCAAAUCAACACCAACACCUGAAGUGAACAGAUUUAAAAGCAGAAAAUUAGGAGACAGCAACGCUGAUCAACAAAAAGACGUCUCCAAAAACCCACCCUCAAAGUUUGAAAACAAUCCGAAGCCUGAAAAAGGCAGUUCUGUAUGUUUGGCUGGGUCUAAAACCAAAAAACAACCCAAGACUUUGAUGCUUAAAGUACUUCAGUCAAAUACGGCCACCGUAUCUGAUACGGUACAUACUCAGUCCGCUCUAUUGCUGUUAACGACGUUUUUGUUAAAAGACAAAAAACACAUAGAAGCACAUUCAUCUGCAAAACUUGUACUAGAAAAACCUGAAAGAAGACACACCAGGAUACAAAAAGUGAACUAA
Molecule: messenger RNA, 606 nt
Organism: Pocillopora damicornis (cauliflower coral)
Lineage: Eukaryota; Metazoa; Cnidaria; Anthozoa; Scleractinia; Pocilloporidae
Source: RefSeq, a predicted model, not a curated record